AAUUCCCAACCAUGCCCGAAGCCAUCAAGCACCAAGAGUCCCUCGAGCACGUCCGGUUCGCCAAAACGCAGCACCUCUGGGCCCUCGGCGUCGGCACGGUCAUUGGCGGCGACUUUUUCGGGUGGCAGGCCGGCCUUAGCGCCGGCUUCCUCGGGUACCUCAUCAACCUCGGCAUCGCGUCCCUCUUUUACAUGCUGCUGGCGUUUUCAAUCGCCGAGCUCUCGACCGCGAUUCCGUGCGGGGGUGGCCCGUACGUCUUUGCCCAGCGGGCGUGGGGCCCCGGCGCAGCCUACUUUGCGGGCCUCGCCGAGGCACUCAAGGUCGUUGUCGUCGUCGCGAUCGCUUGCUCGGCCAACUCGGGCUAUAUGAACGAAGUCCUCGGACUCAGCUCGAGCGUGAGUCCGCUCUGGUGGGUUUUAUUUUGCGGCAUUUUCGUGCUCCUCAACAUUGGCGGCGUCGCGAUGAGCUUCAACAUCCAAGUGGUCGCGACGUGCCUUUCCGUGCUGUUUCUGGUCAUCUUUUAUAUUGGCGCCGCCUUUCACGUGGAUUACGACAAGUGGAUUGUGGCCGAAAACUGGGAGUUCCAAGGCGGCGUCGGCGGCCUCUUCAGCGGCUUCUCGUUCGCCAUGUGGUUCUUCUUUGGGAUCGAAGAGCUCCCGCUCGCGGUCGAAGAGACGAUCGACCCGGCGACGCACAUGCCCCGGGGCAUCAUCCUCUCGUUCGUCUCGCUGUGCACAUUGGCGUUCCUCACGCUCUUUUUCAACACGGCGAUUGCACCGGGCGCCGUCGGCAUUAUGACCUCGCUCGCGCCGCUCUUUGAAGGCUACAAGACCAUCUUUGGCGACACGAGCGCGGUCCGCGGCGUCUCGGUGCUGCUCAUCAUCGGCCUUCUCUCGAGCUUCCACUCGUUCUUGUACGCGAUGGGCCGCCUCCUGUAUGCAAUGGCGCGCGAAGGCAUUCUCCCGAGCGCCCUCGCCAAGCUGCACCCGACGCGCCACACGCCGCACGUGGCUCUGCUUUCGGGCACGUCUCUGGGCCUCCUCCUCGCCAUCGUAUUGCACUUUACGAUUGGCGACGCCGUCAUGACCGCUGUGCUCAUCAACCUCUCGCUCAUUGGCGCGCUCGUGUCGUACGCCUUUCAAAUGUCGUCGUUCAUUAAGCUCCGGUGGUCCGCACCCGACAUGGAGCGUCCGUACAAGUCGCCGUUCGGCUUGCCGGGUGCUGUUGUUUGCUUUCUCAUGGUGUUUGUGAUUCUGGCGUCCAUCGUGUACCAAGGCGCGCAGUCGUCCGACUUUCUCGUCUCGAUCGUCGCCGCGGCCGUCUACUUUGCCAUUGCUGGCAUCGUGUACGUCUACCGCGUUCAGCGGUCGACGAGCACGGUCACGAGCGACAGCGGGUCGCUCCAAGACAACCUCAUGUCGCCGUCGGUCGAGUCCUUUCCCGCGUCGAACGCUGCGUAG
This is a messenger RNA of Saprolegnia parasitica CBS 223.65, 1460 nucleotides long. RefSeq lists its product as hypothetical. Lineage: Eukaryota; Oomycota; Saprolegniomycetes; Saprolegniales; Saprolegniaceae. The record is from RefSeq and is a predicted model, not a curated record. Gene Ontology annotation, cellular component: membrane. The transcript is spliced from 2 exons. Gene Ontology annotation, biological process: transmembrane transport. Bases 12 to 1460 code for a protein of 482 amino acids.